This is a messenger RNA of Rhincodon typus (whale shark), 3435 nucleotides long. RefSeq names its product deleted in malignant brain tumors 1 protein-like. The transcript has 19 exons. Lineage: Eukaryota; Metazoa; Chordata; Chondrichthyes; Orectolobiformes; Rhincodontidae. The record is from RefSeq and is a predicted model, not a curated record. Gene Ontology annotation, cellular component: membrane. Bases 1 to 3336 code for a protein of 1111 amino acids.
AUGAAGUACCAGCAUGUAGACAUUGACUUUGGACUAUACCAGUCUGUAACGCGAGGUCGAGGUCAACUUCUUGCUUUGGAAGGCCAACAGUUUUCAGAUAGACCAAAGAGCGUCUUUGACCGAGUUGGUGGUCCUCCAGAUGUAGACGAUGUUUUUGUCCCUCUGGAGAACAGACUGGACAGCACAGAAUCCUUGUCACGGAGCUGCUUGAAACAAACCACAAAUUACAAACGACGUCUUUGCCUUUUGUAUGGUAUUGCUCAAACAAGCAUAGAGAUUGUGGAAGCAACUCAGCAGUCUGUGAGCAUGUAUGAAGAGACAAACAGAGACAGACUUGUCGACACACAAGCCGACAGUACAGUGAGUCUGAGACUUGAGAAUGGGGGCAGUCCUUGCGCUGGCCGAGUGGAGGUUCUCCACAAAGGGCUGUGGGGGACUGUGAACGAGUAUAACUGGGACCUGGCAGAUGCUACCGUUGUUUGUCGGGAGCUGGACUGUGGGAACGCGGUCUCUGCCCAUCGUGGGGCUCACUUUGGACCAGGAUCCGGAUUCGUUGUGACAGGGAAUGUGAGGUGCAGCGGGAAAGAGCGUUCUCUGCGGGAAUGUCAAUCAUGGAAGUGGGAUCACAGCUCCUGGUCACACAACUAUGAUGCUGGUGUCAUCUGUUCAGAACACAGAGCUCCGAGGUUGGUACCUGGAAAUUCCCAAUGCUUCGGUCGACUGGAGGUCCAGUUCGGUGACACCUCGAAAACAGUGUGUGGUCUUGACUGGGAUUUGAAAAACGCCAAUGUGGUCUGUGCACAGCUUCAUUGUGGAGUGGCCGUAUCUGUUUCAAGCUCUGCUCAUUCUGGAGGCAGUACUGUGCUCAUGGGUAAUGAGGUCUUUAAAUGUGCGGGCAAUGAGACUCAGCUGUGGAAGUGCUCUCGGUCUUCAGACACUCACCAGGAUUGCAGUGGACACAACAAUGUCAGCCUGAUAUGUUCUGGAAACCAUGGACCCCGACUGGUUGAUGGGGAGAACAGGUGCUCUGGGCGCGUGGAAGUGCUGCAUGGAAAUCAGUGGGGAACGCUGUGCAGUGAUUUCUUUGGAUUACAGGACGCCAGUGUGGUCUGUGAGCAUCUUCAAUGCGGGGUUGUAAAGUCAAUCCCCAGAGAAGUUCGAUCUGGGAAGGGAGGCGGAACAGUGUGGAAGGAAAAGUACAGGUGUCGUGGUGACGAGAGAAGAUUGUGGGACUGUCCAGUUUCACAUGGAGAAAACUUCAUGUGUUCACAUGAAAAUGGGGCUAACGUCGUAUGCUCUGUCGCCAUUAUAAUCGUUGUUCUCAAAAACUCUGAUGUUAUAGAUGAAAACUGGGCACUGAGACUAGCGAAUGGGGGAAGCCGCUGUGACGGCCGAGUUGAAGUUUACUACAAUGGAAGCUGGGGCGGAUUACAGGACACUUUUUGGAAUCUGAAUGUUGGUCACGUUGUCUGCAGACAGCUGGGAUGCGGUUAUGCCUUAGAAACAUAUAACUCUUCAAAGUACCGGGAGAGUGACAGCCGUUCGUGGUUGCUUGGGGUCCAGUGUCAUGGACAGGAACCACAGCUCCGGAACUGCAGGACCUUCGGCCCAUUUAAUUGGUCCAGCACUGACAGCAGCGGCGCAGGCGUAAUCUGUUCAGAACACUUACAGUUAAGGCUAUCAGAUGGUGGAAGCCCUUGUGCUGGUCGAGUGGAGAUUUACUACAAAGGGACAUGGGGCUCUGUUUGUGAUGACUCCUGGGAUGUGAUGGACGCUGAAGUGGUUUGCAAACAACUGGAAUGUGGAAAUGCACUGGACUUGACAUUUCCUUCCUCCUAUGGACCGGGCUCAGGCCCAGUUUGGUUGAAAGAUGUGAAGUGUUCUGGAAAUGAAUCAUUUCUUUGGGAAUGUCCUUCAGCACAAUUGGGUCACCAAGACGACUGUUCUCAUAAAGAAGAUGUGAGAAUUGUGUGCUCAGAGCACAAGGAGAUACGGCUGGUGAACGGAAAGCAUCGUUGUGAGGGGAGAGUGGAAGUUUUCUACAAUGGGACCUGGGGAACAGUGUGCUCAAAAAGCCUGGAUUUACACGAUGCGGACGUGAUUUGUAAACAGUUGCGCUGUGGUGCCGUUAAGGAUGUUAUGUAUGACACUCAAUUAUUCGGAGCAGGGCUAGGACCCAUUUGGAUCCAUGAGAUUGAGUGCCAGUCACACGAUUCAACCCUGUGGCAAUGCCGAACAGAUCAGUGGGAUCAACACGACUGUGAGCACAGGGAUGAUGCCGGUGUUGUAUGUUCAGAGAGCAAUGUGACGAAGGAGCAGUCCCCCAUUUCAAAUUCCUGCCGUCAACAAUCAGAUUCGCAAUACAGGGUGCACCUGAGCGGAGGGAGCAGCGACUGUUCAGGGACAGUGGAGAUAAUGUGCGAUGAACGCUGGGGCACAUUGUGUGGGGACUCCUGGGAUAUCGUUGAUGCCAAUGUUGUCUGCAGACAGCUGAGAUGUGGCUUCGCUCUAUCGGCUCAAGGAGGGCCCAUAGUCUCCCAGGGUAAAGGUGUGAUCUGGCAGAAUGGUGUGAAGUGUAAGGGACGUGAAUCCUCUCUAUCUUACUGUCUCUCCCCUGCUCCAACACAAAGGAAGUGUAAUCACAAGGAAAUUGCCAGUGUGAUCUGUUCUGGAUCCGAUGCGUUGACGACUUCCCCUUCACCUCCACCUGCGGGACAGGACAGUCAAUCUAUUUCCAUGCCUGUUGUCGUUUGCCUAACCUUGGGAGUCCUAUUCAUCUGUGAGUUGGUCACACUACUGGUGGUGAUGCAGAGGAAAUUACGAGUGAAAGAUCUUUACACGGUCGGCAAAGGCUCAAGUCUUGGAUUGUACCAAGGAAUUUAUGAAGAAAUUGAGAAUAUUCCUCCUGGCAAGAUGAUGCAUCAGGAACUUGAACCAGUAAUUGCUGCUUCCAUCGACUCACUCAAUCACAUCGAAUACUACACCAGCGACAACUUGAUUGACAAUAAUCGGGGAUCAGAAAAUCCUGAGGUGAACUCCAACAGUAUUGCAGGUCCUAUUCGUGGCUAUUAUGAUGAUAUUGAGACUGAAGGCGCUGAAUCUCAGGAUGGCCAGUUACAAUUGGACAGUGAUCCUGAUGAGCCCCUCACAUUGACAAAUGAUGUCAGUGUUCCUUGUUCACUUGAACAAAUACUUGUCGAGGGAUCACUUGCUGCCUACUCCUGUCCUGCUGUUCGAGAUCGAUUACAUUCAGCUGAGCGAGCAGAUAGAGAUACAGAGAUACCAGGAACUGCAGAUGCUGGAGAAUCUGAGAUAACAAGGCGUAGAGCUGGAUGAACACAGCAGGCCAAGUAAAUGGCAGAGUUUACUUCAACGCGGGACGUCCUGAGGCACAUAAACUUGCGAGAAGUCGUCCACUUUCAUUUCCAAAAUGCU